GACGCCCAUUUCGAUUUUUAUUUCGCCGGUUUCCCAUUUCAGUGUCGAUCUGGCGGCAUCCGGAGCAGCAAUGAUCCGCUUUGUCUUCCACUCGUGCAAUUAGCGCCAUCCCGGAUCGAAACGGUGAUCAUGCGAACCAUCGCAGCAUCCCAGCUCCCAAUUCACUUCACACCUACCACCUAAACUGUGUUUAUGCGUUGAAAUGUCCGUCUUAAACAACCCGUACGCAAAAAUGAAUUUUCCUUGAACAUCAUCCCGCUUAAGAAAGCAAACAAAUUUCGCAAUAUGUGGUCGUCGUGAACGCGCUGGUGAUGUAUGUGGUGAUAAGGGCCAUUUUCGUGUUGCUCAUCUCUAGUUCCAGACAAUAUUAACCAGAAAAUGCCCUCUUCGUGACGUCACAACCAUGACUGAUAAAGCCGUAUCCACCGAAGAUCUCUGCAUUGAUGUACCUCGAAACGCCAGUUUAGAGGCGCUUCGCCUCGAAGCCGUCAUCAAGACUCUCAUAGAAAACAAAGUAGAAACAUUAAAAAACGCCAAACGCAAAUCCUCAAGCAUCACUUCCAGCCCGAAGAGCCUCUUCAACAAACUCCGAGGCACUUCAACAUCGACAGUGUCUUCAAAAGACAAAGACGAAAUCGUAUCGAUCCACUCGCCACUACCCAAACGACACGAAGUCAGUCGAAGACGCGACGGGAAACGCACAGAUCACCGCAAACGAAGAAUACACCACCACUCGUCACCCAGACGCGCCAGGAAGUCGCACAAACCCCAUGAACGCACCCUUCAGUUCAGCGACGAAGACGGUAACGAAAAUUACGGGUUCUUGCACAGGGAAGCCAUGUUGACGUGCGCGGAGAAUUGCUGCUGUCGGCAAAACCCCAACGAAAUACAAAUCCACGUCGAUAGCGACUUCAUUUCGCUCAAUCUCGAAGAUUACAACAGUCUUGAUCCUGAGGAGGUUGCUGCCAUGAGUACGGUCAAGAGGGCUCAGAGGAAGAAGAGGCGGCGUCGGAAACACCAAAGGAGCCAGAUGAAGAUGACAGCGGUGGCAGUGCAGGUCAAUGAUUUGAAGGACUUGGAUGACGAUGAGUUGUCUCAAAGGGCUCGGAUGACCAUUGUUCUUACUGCCUUUUUGUUGCUAUUUAUGUGCCUGCUGCUGGUGGGGAUUACCCUUAGGAUGGCUCCGCUUAUAGAUGAUAUGGUUCGAAAAGAAAACGAAGAACUAAUGAACUCCAUGACCGACGAAGACUCAACCAAUCAUGACAGCCUCCACAACUUAACCGCCUCCGUCCCUAACACUCUAAAAUGACUUACUUCCAGCCCCGCCCUGUAAUCUAUAUACCCAAAAUUUCUCGGCCAAAUUUGGCAGACACUGAAAACUGAAUCAAAAGUGCAAUAAUAAAAACUGAAAUAUCAAAAGAAAAAGACUGAAAUCCCACCAAUUAAAAUAAAUACGACUGUCAGGCUCAAAUUUGGUCCUCUAUACAGCUACUACCCUAUUGUAUAAGAGAUUGUUGAUUCGUGUUAUAAAUGGAUGCUCGGCACAACGGCUGUUGACAGUCGGAUCAGCAUCACCGAUAUUGUCGCUCAGUAUCGUCAAUUAGCUGAAAAAUGUGUUAAUAUUUUUAUUUUGACAAUUGGGAAGUCGGAUACGUGUGUUUAAAGUAUUCAGAAACAAACGUUUUUAUAAAGGAGAUGUUACGAUGUCAAAUUGUGAAUGUUAGGUUUAUUUAGUAAGUCAUGGCAGGGUAUAUACGAAGACUAACCUUAAAGUAAUAAACACUGCAAUAGCGAUUAAAAAUAAAAUUUGUUUAGAUUAAAUGAAAUAGUUUACACACACCGUUCGAGGGAUCCUACACCAUCAAGUUAGAGAUUAGUUCUAGUUUUAAUAUGUUAAAAGGAAAAUUAAAUGACAAUCACAUAAAUCCUAGGAGCUGUUACGUCAUUGGCUAUCACUUGACAAAACUCAAAUUCGUGAUAUUCGUUGCUAAUCCAAACUUUCGCCGAAAAUAAACGACGCUCCAGGGGCGACUCGUGUGAGAAACGACGCAGCGCCAUAUAUCCGUCUCUCUCUGUCAACGGUGCUGCGUGUUGAAUAAGCUGUCAAUAUCACGACCUUGAAAACAAUUAUCACGAAUGACGUAACAAUAAACACGAAACUAAAAACACUUUUUAAAAUAAGAACUUUUUAAAAAACGAAUAAUUUUGUAUUUAGAUUUUUAUUCAUGUUAAAUGUGAUACCUAAACCCUCCAUAUCGCACAAUGUCACAUGUUUAUGGGUUUUAGAGUUGUUGACGUAAUAACAAUUAUCAACGUUGUUUGUAAGUAGACAAUCAAAAAUGACGUAAUAAAUCGUUAAAAUCAGAUAUAUUUGUAUUGUUGUUCGGGAAGUGUUGUGUCAAUAUAAUAACAAUAACCAAAGGACUACCUAACAGUGAUUUGUAAUAGGAUUUGUUAAUAAUUUUUAAUGUACGUUCAAUGUAAUUUAUUAGAAAUAAAUUGUUCAAAAUGUUA
Molecule: messenger RNA, 2514 nt
Organism: Zophobas morio
Lineage: Eukaryota; Metazoa; Arthropoda; Insecta; Coleoptera; Tenebrionidae
Exons: 5
Coding region: 404-1309 (301 amino acids)
Source: RefSeq, a predicted model, not a curated record